AUGGGAAUCCACGGCCUGGCCAAGCUGAUCGCCGAGGUGGCCCCGGGAGCCAUCCGGGAGCAGGACAUCAAGGCUUAUUUUGGGAGGAAAGUGGCCAUCGACGCCUCCAUGAGCAUCUACCAGUUCCUCAUCGCCGUGCGCCAGGGGGCAGAGGCCCUGCAGAACGAGGAGGGGGAGACCACCAGCCACCUGGUGGGCAUGUUCUACCGCACCAUCCGCAUGGUGGAGAACGGCAUCAAGCCUGUGUAUGUUUUUGAUGGCAAACCCCCUCAGCUGAAAUCUGGGGAGCUGGAGAAACGCAGCGAGCGCCGAGCCGAGGCGGAGAAACACCUCCAAGAAGCUCAGCAAGCUGGGGAGGAAGCUGGCGUGGAGAAAUACACCAAAAGGUUGGUCAAAGUGACCCCCCAACACACCGAGGAGUGCAAAAAGCUGCUGAGGUUGAUGGGCAUCCCCUACGUGGAGGCUCCGGGGGAGGCUGAAGCCAGUUGUGCAGCCCUGGUGAAGGCCGGCAGGGUCUACGCCGCCGCCACGGAGGACAUGGACUGCCUGACUUUUGGCAGCCCCGUCCUCAUGAGGCACCUGACAGCCAGCGAGGCUAAGAAGCUGCCCAUCCAAGAGUUCCACCUCCAACGUGUCCUUCAGGAGCUGGAGCUGACCUGGGAGCAGUUUGUGGAUCUUUGCAUCCUCUUGGGUUGCGAUUACUGCGAGAGCAUCCGAGGCAUCGGGCCCAAGAGGGCCGUGGAGCUCAUCAGGGAGCACAAGAGCAUUGAGAGGAUCAUCCAACGCCUCGACACCCACAAAUAUCCCCUGCCUGAGAACUGGCUGCACAAAGAAGCCCAGAAGCUUUUCCUGGAACCCGACGUCGUCGACCCUCACGCCGUGGAGCUGAAGUGGUCGGAGCCCGACGAGGAGAAGCUGGUGGAGUUUCUGUGUGGGGAGAAGCAGUUCAGUGAGGAAAGGAUCAGAGGAGGGGUCAAGAGGUUGAGCAAGAGCCGCCAGGGCAGCACCCAGGGGCGCCUGGAUGACUUCUUCAAGGUCACUGGUUCCAUCACCUCGGCCAAACGCAAGGAGCCCCAAGCCAAGGGCUCGGCCAAGAAGAAACCCAAGAUCACCAACACCAAGGGCAAGAAGGGGAAGUAG
Merops nubicus (carmine bee-eater) is the source of this 1140-nucleotide messenger RNA. It is a transcript of the gene FEN1, whose product is annotated as flap structure-specific endonuclease 1. The coding region runs from base 1 to 1140 and encodes 379 amino acids. Gene Ontology annotation, molecular function: magnesium ion binding; RNA-DNA hybrid ribonuclease activity; 5'-flap endonuclease activity. The record is from RefSeq and is a predicted model, not a curated record. The transcript has a single exon. Gene Ontology annotation, cellular component: nucleus. NCBI's taxonomy places the organism in Eukaryota, Metazoa, Chordata, Aves, Coraciiformes, Meropidae.